UCCCACCGGUCAAGAUGUCUCGGUUGAAGCUCGAUACCGUUCUAGAGACUCCUCAAUAGAGAUGAUCGAAGUCUUGGUUACAACGAAAACGACAAGUCUAGCCACGGGGACGUUCUUUUCGCUAUCACCUUCUUUUUUUUUUUUUUGGAGGAGUACCACACAAACGUAACUCGGUAGCCUCUUUAGCAGGCUAAGCCCGAUAAUGUAUAGAGUACUACUACCAUAUGUAGUAAAGACUAGUUACGGGGUAAGGAGUAGUUAAGUCAUCACUAACUAAUAACCCCUGUCAUUUGUUUUGCAUUUGAUUGCAAGACGAUGAUCCUGUGGGGCUAUUCAGAAGAACAGACUGGUAACAAUGAAAUGUCGGCGACAAAAGUACCCGACUAUUGGACGACGAUCAUAAAAUCCAAGACCUGUCAGAACCCGCCAUCAAGUCUGCUUUCUUCCUCUCAUCUUCCACUCUCCCCCACUUCUACCGCCGAGAAAGCAUCGCUGUUGACCAUGACAGAUUCAAAAACCAUUCCAUCCAAAGCUCCCGCGGGGAGGACAAAAGGUAUCCCUGCUGGUCUGUCUGUUGAAUUCAGGAUCGAGGCAGACACAUUCCCCACUGAUGAUGGAAACCCCUCUCCCACACACGGGGACGAAUUAUCCAUGUGCUCGACGUCCGUUAGCUCAAGUGUCCUGGCGCAUGAGUACAAGCAUGGCCGGCGGUACCACAGCUACCAGGGCGGCUCGUACCUGUUCCCGAACGACAAGGAGGAGCAGGAACGCCUGAAUAUAAACCACCACAUCUACUACCGCGCCCUGAACAACCGGCUGUUCCUGGCCCCGAUCACGCUGGCGGGCAAGCGCGUCCUCGACGUCGGAACGGGCACUGGCAUCUGGGCAAUGGAGCUCGCCCAUCUCCACCCGGAAGCCGAGGAGAUCGUGGGCAAUGAUCUCAGUCCCAUCCAGCCACGCUGGUGCCCCGCCAACGUGAGCUUCAUCAUCGACGACAUCGAAAAGGACUGGGUCGAACCCCGGCCAUACGACUUCAUUCAUUGCCGGUACCUAUGUGGCUCCAUCGGCGACUGGCCAAGGCUGGUCCGUCAGUGCUUCGAGAACCUGCAACCGGGCGGCUGGAUCGAGUUCCAGGAAGGCGACUACACCAUUUACUCGGAGGAUGGGACCCUCGCUCCGGACAACUACAUCGCCGUUCUGAUGACCCAUCUGGCCGAUGCAUGUAGGCGGGUCGGGAAACCGAUCGACAUGGCCCCUUCCAUCAAAGCCCUGGUGCAAGCCCAGGGGUUCCAGAACGUGCGGGAAUCCAUCUACAACCUCCCCUUGGGGAAAUGGCCCAAGAAUCCUCGUAUGAAGGAGAUCGGUGCCUUUUCUGCCCUGCAGGUCGUCGAAGGCGUCGACGCCCUCACGGCAGCGCCCUUCUCCGAGGUUCUGGGCUGGAGCAAGGAAGAGAUCCGCGUUCUAAAAGAUGGCGUCCGCAGGGAUUCAAAGCGGAGAGAUGUUCACGCCAUGUGGAACUUUCACGUCAUCACGGCUCAGAAACCAAAAUGAUACCUUGCUUUUUUGAAUUAUACUGUCUUUCGGUGUUGGUGCUCGGCUCGGUGCUCGGUGCUCGGUGCUCGGUGCUUUAUAAGGAAUCUAUUGGGCUUAAAAAUCUACUUGUGUUAUCUCUAUAUUUCUAUAUAAAAGAAUAGAUCUUAUCUUUUACAU
Messenger RNA from Penicilliopsis zonata CBS 506.65, 1710 nucleotides. RefSeq lists its product as hypothetical. NCBI's taxonomy places the organism in Eukaryota, Fungi, Ascomycota, Eurotiomycetes, Eurotiales, Aspergillaceae. Gene Ontology annotation, molecular function: methyltransferase activity. The coding region runs from base 316 to 1551 and encodes 411 amino acids. The transcript has a single exon. The record is from RefSeq and is a predicted model, not a curated record.